Molecule: messenger RNA, 1670 nt
Organism: Panonychus citri (citrus red mite)
Lineage: Eukaryota; Metazoa; Arthropoda; Arachnida; Trombidiformes; Tetranychidae
Exons: 3
Coding region: 341-1468 (375 amino acids)
Source: RefSeq, a predicted model, not a curated record
GUUCUGGACUUGUUUUUAUUGGAACAAUUAAUCAUUUUUCUAUUUUUAUUUGUAAUAAUUAAUUUUUUUUCGUAAUUGUUUAUCAAAAUUUGUGUAAACUAUUGCUUGGAACUUUUAUCACAAGUGAAAUCAUCUAUUUAUAUAUUGUAUCAAUUUAUUUUUCACUUUGUUCUUCUCUCAAUUCUUUUUUUUUCUUUCAUCUUUUUCUUCCUAUAUUUGUCUUUCUCUUUCUUCUUUCUCUUUCACUUUCCCUUUCUCUUUUUCUCUCUUUCCAUUCAUCUUUUCCACUCCUCUGUUUUUGUAUCAAUUUUUUUUUCGGAGUGUGUGAUUACCUUGCAACAUGGAAGUAGAUUUAUCUCUUGAAGAGCGCUUAGCUCAAGCUAUGAUUGAUCUGAGGAAGGGGCAUACCCCAAAUACCAAAAACCCAUGUAACAUUCAUCAAAAACGAGAUUAUUUGAUUGAGACAAUCAAAAACAUUAAGAAAAACAUUGACCUUCUAAGGAGAGAGAAUAACAUUUUAAAAGAGCUAGAAGAGAAAACUGUAUCCAUAAGAUAUCAGAUUAAUCCAAUACGUGAAAUUGAUGCUCAUCUUAUAAAAAUCAAACAUGAAAAAUGUCAUGAUACUCGAGAUAUAUCAAUUCAAACUGAUCCUGUUUCCACACACUUACCAAAUAUACCUCAUAAAGCUGAAAAGUUUAAGAUUAUUAAUAAUUUAUCAAUCAGAGAGAGAAUGUUACAAGCAAAAUUGAGAAAUUUACAGUUGGCAACAAACCACAGAGGACAAAACUACAUUCUGCUGAAAAUGAGUGAAUAUAAAGACAUUGUUUCGCAAAUUGCAAGCAUGUCACCUGCAGAUUCUACCUCAUUCAGGGACAUGGAGAUUGAAAACGAUACCAAUAUUCCUACAACAAAUGUACAAUCAAAUUAUUUAUCAGGUGGGUCUACAUCAACAUCGACAAAAAUUGGAAUGACAAACACCACAAGCGGCAGCAAUAAUGGAAUGACUCGUUCUCAUGAAGAAAGUGAUGAUGAAGGUGUUCAACUCUUACUAUCCAUGAAAAGAAACGUAUUCAACUGUAAAUGCGGAGAAUAUUUGAAUUCAAUCACUGAUUGGAGUGAACACCAAAAGAUAUGCACCAAAUCAAGUGAAAAAACUAUUGGUGAGCAAUGUCAACUCUGUAAGAAGACAUUUUUGACUUGUGUAGCUCUUAAUAUCCACAGCACAAAGAAACACAACAAGAAGAAAGUAAGGACGGACUCGGUCAUGCAUUGUCCAUGUGGUCAAAGUUUCACAGCCAAAUGGAGGCAAAACUGUGUCCACAAACUAAAUAGUCAUGGACGACACUGUAAAGCAUUUAAAGAAAUAGAAACUCAAUGUUCCAUUUGUAAAAAGGGAUUCAUCGAUCGUAAAAGUCUCGAAUAUCAUGGACUAAAGGCUCACAAACUGGCGGUGCCAGUCAAUAGUUGAAUCAUUAAAUCUGCAAUCAGUUUAUAUCAGCAGAUGAUUGUAAGGGGCUAGUAAGGUUUUUUUUCCACAUUGAGAUGAGUGAGAGUGUGUGCUAAUUAAUUUACGUCAAUUAACUUCAACAAUAAACUUUUAUUUACAAAAACCUUACGAUUUGAUGUAAAAAUGCAAUCAUUGAUAAAUAAAGGUAAAAUAAUUCCAAUGA